AUGCUUAGUACCAAUCAGAUGGUAGAACCUUUAUAAGAUAUGACAUAUUGAUUAUUUUUCUCAUUAUUGUAACAAUAUUAAAUUUCCCAUUUUGCUGUCACAAUAUUAUUUGCAAUCAAUUCGAAGAAAACAGAGAGCAUCAAAGGAAUAGAACAAAGGAACAUUCAUUUUUGAUAUGGAAGCUGAUGUUUCUCUUUUUUUUGCAGUGUUUGCGAAACCCUAAUUUUCAAAAUUCCCAAUUUCUGUUUGGAUGAUUUUCAACCCAAAAUCUAAUCUUUCGUGCUUUUUUAUUCAAUUGCUUUGAUGGGUUCCUCGAAUCUUUGCUUCUUUUUCUUCUCUUUGGUGAGUUUGUUUGCUAUGGCGGCUGCUAAGGUUGUGUUGAUUGGGAACAACAUCACUCUCUCGUUUGAUGAUAUUGAAGCUAAUUUCGCUCCAUCGGUCAAAGGUUCUGGAGAAUAUGGAGCCUUAUUCUUGGCAGAGCCGCUUGAUGCAUGUACAGAACUUACGAAUAAAGCUAGAACUCUUUCAAAUGCUAGUUCACCUUUUGUUUUGAUGGUUAGAGGGGGGUGUAGCUUUGAGGACAAGGUUAGGAUUGCACAAAGUGCUGGCUACAAAGCUGCAAUUGUCUACGACAGUGAAGAUGGUGGCAUCCUGGUUGCAAUGGCAGGAAAUUCUGCUGGUGUAAGUAUACAUGCGGUAUUUGUUUCAAAAGCUUCGGGUGAAAUACUAAAGAAAUACACUGGUUUAAUUAAUGUGGAAACAUGGCUCAUUCCAACUUUUGAAAACUCAGCAUGGUCUAUCAUGGCAAUUUCGUUCAUUUCCCUGCUAGCUAUGUCUGCAGUGCUGGCCACUUGUUUCUUCGUCCGCAGGCAUCGUAUACGAAGAGAAAGGCCUCGAACUUCUUCUCAUGUUCGUGAAUUUCAUGGCAUGAGUAGUCGCUUAGUGAAAGCAAUGCCAAGUUUGAUUUUUACUUCUGCUUUGGAAGAUAACUGUACAUCAAGAACAUGUGCCAUCUGCCUUGAAGAUUAUUGCGCUGGAGAGAAACUCAGGAUUCUGCCCUGCUGUCACAAGUUUCAUGCUGCCUGUGUGGAUUCUUGGCUUACUUCGUGGAGAACCUUUUGCCCAGUUUGCAAGCGUGAUGCAAGAACGGGUCUGGCUGAUCCACCACCUUCAGAAUCGACACCUCUGCUGUCAUCAACCCCGUCAUCUGCAGCAUCCUCUUUCGUGUCUUCUAUGAGGUCAUCAUUUGCUUCAUCUUCAGCAAUACAAAUUGGUUCACCGUCGCAAUCUGUUUCUCGUAACCACUCUUUAGUAAGUACCCCUUACAAUCAGCCAUCUCUAAGGUCCUACCGUCAAUCCCCCUCCCUAAGCUUCAGCCGUAGCUCCGUGGAUCUUAGAAACGCAUCUCAAAGAUCUCUAGCUUCACACAUGAAUUCACCGCGUUCCAUCGGUUAUCCAUCUUUAUCAUCUCUUAACUCAAGGUACUUGCCUUCACACAUUCCAAGUCCAAGCAAUGCUUCAGUAAGUUUCCUCGGUUCAUCCAGUCAUCAGCAGCAUCCACUUCGAUAUAGUGAGUCAGCCUCAAGCUUCUCACCAUUUGCGUCUGCCAACUCCCUUCCGGAAUGUUGAAUUGUUCAAUUGGAUUUAAUCAUAUGAUUGAGAUGUCUGUGCGGUUGAACCCGUGAUUGCUGAGUCAUCGAACCAAUGAGUGGCCAAAUGAUGACGGUCAGUCUAUGUCCAUAUAGACCCAUCGACAUUCCCUCCUUCCAUUUUGUGUCUCCUCUGGCAAAUGACUUCCUUGUUGGCAUCUGGUGUACAUUGUAACAUCUUGUGAUGUUAGUUUUCUUUACAUGUGAUGAUUAUUAUGGUUCUUACAUUUUUCAGGUUGGUGAGUUUGAGUACAGUAGUCACCACCAGUGUGUUGUUUACGCUUUGAUUAUUGAUGUUUUGUUAUAGCCUUGAUUUUCAAAGUAUAGUUAACUUGCUGCUAACAAGAGAAAUGUUGGACUGUAUAGACAGAUUGAAGUCAGAAGAGCUGUUUGUAUUUUGUCUAAUAUGUUUGUCCAAUUGAAUGAUGAGAUUAUGUGAUACUCUUGGAGUUAUUACCUACACAUACCUUAUCAUCUAACUGCAACAGUGAGUGUCAAUAAUAUAUGUACAAAUUCGGUGGGAUUUAGCUUCACUGUUGAUUCAGAUA
Medicago truncatula (barrel medic) is the source of this 2197-nucleotide messenger RNA. Its product is annotated as receptor homology region, transmembrane domain- and RING domain-containing protein 2. The coding region runs from base 304 to 1629 and encodes 441 amino acids. The record is from RefSeq and is a predicted model, not a curated record. The transcript is spliced from 4 exons. Lineage: Eukaryota; Viridiplantae; Streptophyta; Magnoliopsida; Fabales; Fabaceae.